AUGGUCAGCAAAGCACAAGAUAUGUUGAAGAUUCACAUGGAAGUGAUUAGAAAUCCUGGAGUGAACCUCUACCAAGGAAAAGACCAACCUAAUAAAGGUAAAGGUAAAGGUAAAGGAAAAGGGAAGGGGAAACCGAAGGAUGGAAAGAAGGCAGCAUGUUAUGUAUGUGGCAACAAAGACCAUAUGUCUCCAAAAUGCCCAGACAGACUGCUACCAAAGACCCAAUGGAAGAAUCAGGAUCAAUAUGUUGAUUAUGGGAAGAAGCUCAAUCUUAAUCAGAUUGGAGCAACUGUCCCAGCUACUGUUCCAGCUAUAGUUCCUGGAGCUUCAGCGUCCACAAGUGGAGCAUCAAGUGUUGCGGGAAGCGUUAACACACCUUUGCGACUUGCUGGUACUACAGGUAAUCAAAUGAUGCAAGUUCCUUCUGGAAUGCAGCUCAUGCAGAUUCCAACUCAAGGUGGCGGCACUGUUACUGUCCCUUAUUCUAUGAAUGCUAACGGUGAGAUUGCGUUCAGUGGAAUGCAACUCAGCCGACAAGGCUCCAGUGGUGCUCAAGUGCGCCAAGGGUUCGAUGCAGUAAAAUCUGGAUAUUUUGAUAUGUCAAAUGUCUUUCACGAUGCUAUCAAGGGAAAGGAUGAGAAUGGCAAUGUUGUCUAUCUUAUUCCAUGUCCUACUGGACCAACUAACGUCAAACUUCAAGCCGACUGGCACUAUGCUAGUGAAAAUGAAGAUUUGCCUGAUCUUGCUUCUGAAGCGGAUCGAGGUCUGCAGUUUAUCCAAAGCCGCAGAAAGGAACAAGAUCCAUUUGGGUUGUACGAUCAUGUCAUCAUGGACAGUGGUUGUACAAACACCACCAUUUAUAAUGGUGAGCUCAUGCAUGGACUCCGUCAUGCUGAGAAAGAACUUAAUAUGCACACUAACUUGGGCAGCAGAGUUCUUGACAAAGAAGGUUUUCUAGGAAGAUUUGCGCCUUCAGUUUAUCACGAUGAAGGUGGAAUUGCCAAUGUACUUGCUAUGCGCGAGAUGAUUGCUGCGGGAUACCGCAUUACUAUGGAUACUGGUACUGAUUAUGCUUUUAUUGUGCAUUGUGAUGGAAACAGAAAGAUGCGAUUUAUGAAUUGUAAGGGUGUGUAUGUGUUGGAGCAACUUGGAGCGAAUGUCAAACCAGGUGCCAAAGAGUCAAGUGUGAUGUACCGUCGCCAGUUAAGCAACUUAAAUAAUCAACCCCAUUUCAAACUUUCUUCAAACAAACAGAAUGGAUAUGCUGGACUCGAGAUGACCUCCAAGAUGGCAACCGUUCGAAAGAACAAGGAAGGAUUCACUCCAAGACAAGUCAAGCUUGCAAUGGAAGCGAGAAGUGCGAUGCACAUACUCAAUGCUCCAAGCACCAAAAGUCUGAAGCAUGCGAUCCGAUCUGGUCUCAUCAAGAACUGUCCUAUCACCGAAGAAGCGAUCAAUCAUGCCAAAGCAAUCUUUGGACCUAACACCUCUACAUUGAAAGGCAAGUCAACAAGACCAACUCCGAAAAAGACGUACAACAACUUCUUCAGUCCACCAGAGGAAUUAUAUCAGCACAAUCGAUCUAUUACCGUCUGUAUUGAUCACAUGGAGAUCGAGAAUGCUAAGUUUCUCACCUGCAUUGAUACCACUGUGCGCUAUUGCUCAUGUAAUCCCAUGCAGAACCUGAAGACUGACCCUGUAUUUGAAGCAUUGGAUAAGAUAUUCCGCCACUACAACAAGGCAGGCUUUCAAGUCAAGAUCAUCAAGUGUGAUCGGGCGUUCAUUCCUCUCACGGAUGAUAU
Messenger RNA from Cylindrotheca closterium, 1802 nucleotides. The record is from the annotation of a GenBank genome assembly. NCBI's taxonomy places the organism in Eukaryota, Bacillariophyta, Bacillariophyceae, Bacillariales, Bacillariaceae.